Paraphaeosphaeria sporulosa is the source of this 1380-nucleotide messenger RNA. RefSeq names its product FAD-binding domain-containing protein. NCBI's taxonomy places the organism in Eukaryota, Fungi, Ascomycota, Dothideomycetes, Pleosporales, Didymosphaeriaceae. Gene Ontology annotation, molecular function: FAD binding. The record is from RefSeq and is a predicted model, not a curated record. The transcript is spliced from 4 exons. The annotation marks the transcript as partial.
GAACUACUCCCGCGGCUUUCCGAAUCAGCAGUACUUUAUGCUGAGGAUGACCCGCGCUUCAAAGAGGCGACCGCUCGAUGGCAGUGGUACAAAGCUCCAACGGUCAAUGUCGUGGUUGAGGCGGGCACAGAUGAAGACGUCUCCGAAAUCGUCAAAUAUGCGAACAGCCAAAAUGUGCCUUUCUUAGCGGUCAAUACCGGACAUGGGUCAACGGCUACAUUGGGCAAGUUCAACGGUAUUCAGAUAUCCUUGAAUCAAUUGCGUCAAAUAGACAUCCAGCCGGGUGGAGAUUCGGCUAUAUUUGGGGGCGGUGUGUAUGGCGGUCCGGUCAUGGAGGAGCUAUGGGAGAAAGGUUAUGUUACCAAUACUGGAAGUUGCGGAUGCGUCGGCCUUUUGGGUCCUGGACUCGGCGGAGGUCAUGGCCGUCUCCAAGGUCUAUAUGGCCUUAUCAGCGACGGGUUCGUCAAUCUAAAUGUCGUCCUUGCCGAUGGAACCCUUGUCCACGUUUCUCCAAAAUCCCACAAGGACCUUUUCUGGUGCAUGAAGGGAGCAGGCCACAAUUUCGGCAUCGUGACGAGCUUCGAAGCGAAAAUCUACCCGCGCAAGGUGGACACGUGGUUUUCCAAAAUCUGCACCUUUACCGAGGACAAGUUGGAGCGUUUCCACGAGCUUCUUAACGAGUUGAGCGAUAAACAGCCUCCGGAAUUGAUUCAUUGGACGCUGUACUGGAAUGACCCUGACGUGAGCACCACAAAGCCUGUCAUUCAUUGGUCUUUCGAAUAUAUCGGUUCCGAAGAAGCGGCGAGACCUUAUUUCGAGCCUUUCGACGAACUUGGCCCUGUCAGUUGCCGUUCGGCAAGCCUUCCAUAUCCCAAAAUUCCCCAGAAUGAAGGCACUUCGGCACAAGACCCCAUCUGCGGCAAGGGUCUGCAGCACAUGCAGUUUGACGCCGGGCUCGUCAAAUACAAUGUUACCGCGCAGCGGGCCAUCUACAACCUGUUCGCAGAGAAGGUCAAGCAUGAUCCAUCACUCGAAUACUCCUUUAUCGUCAUGGAGGGCUACUCUCUGCAGGGUGUUGACAAUGUGGACCCUGCCGAGUCUGCUUUCGCUUUGCGUGACGACAAGCUGCUAGUUGCCAUCAAUGUCCAAUAUCCUCCGAACGCUAGCCUGGAUGAUUUUGCAAUCGAAUGGGGCAAGCAGACGCGGAAAUUGUUCAAUGACGGCCAGCCUGGCCGUCGCCCGACUACAUAUAUCAACUAUGCUUUUGGAGAUGAGCCCAUGGAGGCAGUCUAUGGGUACGAACCAUGGCGAUUGGAGAAACUCCGUGGGUUGAAGAAGAAGUAUGAUCCGCACGGUCGCUUCAGCUAUUUCAACCCAAUC